AUAAAUAAACUCAUUUAAUAAAAAUUGAUGAUAAGAUGUUGCAUUGAAUCUUCAAAUCAACUAAAUCAGGAUCAUAAACAAAAAACUGUUUGCUGUUGCACCAAAAUUGAUUGUCAUCAUUGGUAUACGUACAAAGCCACCUGUUACAUUCAACUAAUCGAGAAAUUUCGUUUCCUUUAUAACAUUAUCUCAACGAAACCCACGAGUAAACGUUUGUAACUACUAUUUACUGCAUUUAAUCCGGUGCAUAGGAAUUUGAAGAAAGUAAACACUUGAAACGUCUUCACAAGACAUGCAUUGAAUCAGAAACGUGUGAUACACUACACGAAUAAUAAAUCACAAAAACCGAAACAUCGAACUGUGCUGUGUCGAAACAACAAGCAAUUAACGUGAUACCUCCGACGAGAAUAUCAGGAAACUGAGCACAUGGUACAACAUGCAAAGAGCCCUUUGCUGUGAGCAUCACACCACGCAACAGAACGUUGCUGUUAAGCUUUGUGUUGCACAGAAGAAUGAUACCAGUGCAACGAGCGUACCUUCCGGUUUCCACUUCGGCUCCGGCGAAUCGUUUCGAAUUGUGAGGGUCGGCGCACGGCUUGUGUAUCGUGAACGAUCAAAUUCCGACGCUCUCGAGGCGAUCAAAAGCGAGGCACCCGUAACUGGAUCGUCGCGAUCCGCGCCGAAAAGGUUAGUAAAAUGGCGUCAUAUCAAUGAGCACGACUCCGUCCGUGCUUCCAACACAUCCCCAGUGAUGCCACCUUUCGUCAUCUUUCACUGUAUGUAUGUAGUCUGCUUCUGCGGAAGAGGUUAG
Ceratina calcarata is the source of this 811-nucleotide messenger RNA. RefSeq lists its product as uncharacterized. Lineage: Eukaryota; Metazoa; Arthropoda; Insecta; Hymenoptera; Apidae. The transcript is spliced from 2 exons. The record is from RefSeq and is a predicted model, not a curated record. Bases 437 to 811 code for a protein of 124 amino acids.